UCUUGAAAUCUACACCAUCUUAGAACGGGAAGGGUUAAUAGUCACUAGAAAGCACCGAAAUUCUAUUGGAUUUAAAUACGGUUUUGCAUCGGCUCUAAAGUGUCCUGUUGCUCAAGAUGUCAUCUGAGUCACAAGUGCAGUGGGAGGGACUAUAGCCUAGACUGCAUCGAUCCGAAACCGGUUAGGAGGCACAACGACAACAGAGAAAUAAAGUUUGAAGGAGAAGCGCCGCGCCAGCAGUCCUCCUCUCCGUCCGUGGAUUCAUUCUGUUUUUCCGACACUUCCAGCAGCGGUACAUUUAAACCCAGCACACCAGAGCAGACUCGUGCUACCUUUAAUGAUUUACCGAAAGGGGAAGAAAUAACUUUCAAGUACUUUUUAUGUGUUGGGGGCUUUCUGUCAGAUCCAGUAAAAGAAAGAUUUGAAAACUGUCUACAAGAAACAACCAGAGGAGGCUUCUGACAUUUUGAUUCAAAACAGGAGUAUGAGUCUCACCACACGUCUCCUCUGUCUUACGUCUUGCCAAAUGUUGCUGUCAAGAGGACAAGAUUUUCUAUUGAUGUCUGGGAAUUCCUUAUUAAUUCCACACUGAGGGGGUUAUUAUUUUCUUCUCAACAAGAUGAACAAUAGCAUUGUUUCAAAUGAACCAUGUAACCAUACCUGCAUUGUGGGCCGUGAUGGCAAACCGGCCACAAGUAUCAUCAUGUUUCUGCUUGGUGUUGUCGGAAACCUCCUGGCUCUGUUUAUCCUGGGAGUGCAUCAGAAGGAGCAUCGCUCCAGGUCCUCUGUGUUCUGCAUCUUGGUAACCGGCCUGGCUCUCACAGAUCUUCUGGGCACCUCCCUUCUAAGCCCACCUGUAUUCAUCUGUUAUGCCCGUAAUAUGUCCCUUACAGACCUGGGCGGUAAAGGACUGUGUAACCUCUUCGGCUUUGCCAUGAGUUUCUUCGGCCUUGCACCCACGCUCAUCCUGUGCGCCAUGGCUGUGGAACGCUGCCUGGCCAUCAGCCACCCUUACUUCUACUCUGUACACAUCCGCCGCAACUUUGCUAAAUUUACCCUUCUCUUUAUCUACCUAUUUUCUGUGGCCUUCUGCCUACUGCCGUUCGUUAGUUAUGGUAAAUUCAGGCAGUACUGCCCUGGGACAUGGUGCUUCAUUGACAUGGAUGCGACUGAGGAUGAACAGGCCAACUUGGUUUUGGCUUUCUCUCUGUCCUACUCCUCCCUCAUGGCACUGCUGAUCUUUGCAGUGUUCGUGUGCAACGGUUCCGUGAUUAUCACCCUUUGCAAGAUGCACAAGAGCCAUAAACUGCGCCGUGGCUCGGUCGGGUCAACGGGCAGAAAGAGGAGGCUGAGCCUGGCCUGGUUUGGCCAGGGAGAAGAGGAGAUGGAACACCUGGUGCUGCUGGCGCUCAUCACUGUCAUCUUUGUGGUCUGCUCACUGCCUCUCACUGGCCACUCCUAUUUGCAUCCAACUGGAUCCAGAUUGAGAAAAUUAGUGUGGAUGAAGAGGGGAAUUUCCCAAAUCCAGACAGAUCCAGAAGAUUGAAGUUAAAAUGCCUUCCAGAGGUUGUCUAAAAUUAAACCAAAAGUUGGGAAUCUCAGUUGAAUUCUUUAAUUCUGCUAAACUACCAACUUGAGCGACUAGCUGGAGAAAGAACAAGAGCUAAGCAUCCAGAAAGAUCUCACACAAACACCAGGUGAACAUGCAAACCCCACAUAGAAAAAAUAGAUGGCAGACUUGAACUCAGGUUGUUCUUGCUGUGAGGCAACCAGGCUAACCACUGUGCCACCUCUAUAAGCAAUGCACUUGUGUUUUCUUGUUAAAACCUCCUGCACGACCCUUCUCGCUCCCCAUCUUCUCUAUGGGAAAACUGUUUCCACACCAUGUAGGAGCGAGGACAGGAGGAAGCAUAAACUAGAAUGGAAAGCACUCUGUGUGACAUUAACAUACGAUACCAUUACCUUUGCAUGUGUUUAGGUUGCUGUUAGAAGCACAGUCCACGCAGCAUGGGCGUCGUACUUACAUGUGUAAAAGUACUUAUGCUAUGACAGAGUUGAAAAUAAGAACCUUUUUUGUUUCUGUGGUAUUUUAACCCUGUUGUGAGGUUUAGUGUUGUCUCUAAAAGGAAAGAUGAUGCUUUGCAAUCAGCAGCUGACUUUGUGAAAAGAACAAAGAGGAUUCCUUUCCUUUGUGCCUAUAAGCAGAUACACACAUGCAAACAUCUAUACAGUGUUGGGGAGUUUCCUUGAGAGAUUAUUAGUUGUCUUGUUGAAACUAUAUCGAGUCAAGUAAUUGUAAUUGCUUCAUCAGAGUAAAAUGUGUAAUUAAUUACUUUGGAUUGCUUUUGUAAAAGUGGGCACUGGGGCAUCUUCUUUUUGCUGCUGGUAAGCACGCUCUAUGUUGUACACUUAAGGCUUUUUCUGAUUACAGAAUGGAAACAUUGUUAAAGUUUAACCACCCACAAGAAAAAAAGGGCACCAAUAAAAUAAAAUAAAAACUUAAAAAUUAAGCACAUAUUGCCUGAUCAAUCAAGUAAUUCGUUCACAAAAAAUAUGUAAAACAAUUUAAUCAAUGUUUGUUUCGAUUUCUACACAAACAGUUUUAUUUUUAACAUACAUAACAUACUCAAAAGUAACUCAAUAAAAACAAUAAUUGCUAUAAAAUAAGCAUUUAUUUUGUGCACAUUACAAAUGCGCAUGCAUGUGCACGCAUUUAUUUGUAUUUCAGUAGUCAGAUGGCUGCAGGCUUGUUGAUCUUGCUUUUCUUUGUACUACCUGUAGUUUUAUCCUGUUUGCCUUACCUUUGAACUCAUUCUGAAAUCGGACAACAUAUGAUGCCAACGAAUCUCCUGAAGAAACCUUUUGAUGUGCCAGUUAAGUGUGGGAGCUGGAGAACAUGGCUUUGGGCUCCAGUACAAUAGGAGGUGAGCAGCUGUGGAAGAGGUCUUUAAUGGCUGAGGAAUAGAAUGAAUGGAAGAGGCUAAAGACAGAUGUGGAGCAGAUGGGGGCAGCUGCAGCAGUCAUCAUCUGUUCAUGUGUUUUUGGUUCCCCGAAUGAAAAAUUGUUUGUGACUGAUGAUGAUUAAGUGCUUAACUGAACCUUGUACUGUACUCUGCAUGCUUGAUUGAGCUCGAAAUGCUUUGGCACUGUUAAUGAAUACCUUUAGUAGAUACUUUUUUAAUAGACUUUUUUGUGACUUUCAACUCUGAGAAUGUGAGCCAUAACUAUAGCUGCUUAUUUGCACAUCCAACAAGGUGUGAAGCAGCCUAAGCACUUAUUUAAUGUUGUGUUUCUGAAUGCGUCCCUCAGUUGUAUCCCCGUGACCAACUCCUGAAGUAAAAAUAAAUCUGUUCCUUUAGCUGCUAUAUGUUCUGUUUACCAUCUAGUUUCUGACAUUUUUGGUCUGCUGUUUGGUGCAGGCUAGGUGACUCUCAGAGGAUCUUCUUUUGUGCUGAAAACAGCUGUCUUGAGUCUGGCUGAUAAUUCACUGUGGAUUUGUGGCUAUGAGAGACUCUUCUAUACAAGUCAUUUUUUGUCUCAAAUCUAAACGUCAAAACAGUGAUUGUUGCGCUUUUGCGCGUCAUUUAUUUCCUGUAUAUGGCACUUUUUUUUCUCUGUCCUUUGAAUGAUCUCUCUACUUCCAGCCAGAUUGUCUACCACACAUUUCUCUGCAGUUACAUAUUGAAUACUUCAGUGGUAAAACUGGAAGGACAAGACAUUAUGAAAUGUAACAGUUUCACACUACCGCUGCACUCUGGCUAAUGCUUGAGGUUACAGGCACCUUAAUUCUGCAGCAUUUUUUUAAAGAUAAUUGAUGGUAAUACAGCUGGAGUCUAUCCCACCUACCACAGGGCGAGAAGUGGGAGUACACCCUGGACAGGUCAGUCUAACCAAGGCCAAUACAGAGAGGCAGGCAACCAGUUGCACUCACAGCUGGAUUACCCAGCAAGAAUUAUUUGCUAUUAUUUAUGGUAGAUACAGUAAAAUGUCUUGUAGAGGAACCAGUGAUCCACUGUAUGAUUCUAUAUGUGUUUAGGCUGUUAGUAUUGCAUAUACAUUUGUUGAUAAAUUUUCUUCCUACUGAUCUUACUGUGCAUGGUCACUAAACCUAUGUGGCUGAGGCCUUGACAAUUAAAGCAAAAGAUCAGCAACUCUAGGAAGGAUUCAGUUCUUUUCCACUUGCUAAUCCUUAUGGGGAACAUAGGCAUUUGGUCCAAACAGAUGCAAGGUGUCAUGCUUUAGUGUGCCUGUGUGCAUACAAGAGAAAGUACCAGCACCCCUUUUUUCAGUUAGCCAUUUGCUGCAUAUACAUUCACUUUGAGAGCUCUUGGUAGUUGGGUAGCUUUUUUUUUUUUUGCCACGUGUGUGCACAGUUAUUUGCCUUUCUGUCAACAGUGUCAUUGUUCACACGCUGUUGUGUGAAAUGUGCUCCACACCCAAGUUUAGAGUUUCUCAACCUUAGGGCUUGUGUAGUCGCUUCAGACUGUGAGGAAAGUCACAAGACGAGGAAAAAGUUUAUAUAGAACAAAUGAUAUAAAAUGAUAUGUUGGUACAUACAGUAAUCACAUUUCCCCCAGGCAUACAUUGUGUAAUUAAAAAUGUAUUUUUGAUUUGAAAAACAGAGGUGUGACUGUUUCAUAAUGGCUCCACAGUGUAGUGGUUUACACGUUCACCUAACAAGCAAAAAACCCCUGGUUUUAUAUGCAGGUGGAGACACAAAUCUCCGCCUGGGCAUCCAGAGUUAAUUCAAAUCCAUUUUCAUAUCCACUUAUCAAAACACAACCACUUAUCUGUGUUUUACAAUUGAUAAUUAGCUUAAGUAAACACAGCUAAGUCUAGUCUCCUUAUGUUAGCAGCUCCAGAGAACAAUAGGAUUCUUGUUUUAUACUCCGCCUUGUUUGCAGCAUUAGGAGAUAAGCGACCUGGCACAAUGGCACAGCAGUGAAAUACAACACCCUCAUAUCAAACAGACGAUAACAAUGGCAGAAUAGGCAGAGCAUCUGUUGAUGUGCUGAAGGACACUUGAAAAGGGAAGCAGUUGACACUCGAGUUCAAUAAUGUGGUGAAACCCUUGCUGCAGUUAAAAACCAUUAUCAUAGCAAGGCUGGUUUUUAGCGUGGCCAACUAAAUGACUGCUUCGGGUGAUCCCUGAGUUGGCCACGCUGCCUGCUGGAGGGGCCCCAAAAGAGGAAGGAAGAAAAAAACUUUGUGAGCUGUAAAAACUGUUAACAGUUCGGUCAACAGUCUACAACUGACUGACUCUCACAUAACCUGCUUUUAAUUUAAUCGUCCAGCUGAGUAAGAAUCAUGUAUGACUAACCAGGUUACUGAUAUUUCUUGUAAAGACCUUUCUCAUCUCAGUAAAUCCUAUUAAUGUGUGCAUUUUAUGUGCUCAGGUGUGCCCUCAGCUUGGGUCAUGAGGAAGUCUUUUGAAGUCUUUUAAAGAGAAAAGAAAAUCUCCAUGAGAAAGCAAAAUAAUUUUGCUAGUGUCACAGUGAAAAAUGUAAUACAAAUUUCCCGUUACAGAAACUGCUGGCUCAGUAGUGCAGUGGUUAACAUGUUUGCGCAACAUGUGGAAGCUUGCUGGUUUGAUUCCAGCUGGAGAAACUGGUGCAGAGCUCUGCUAACCCAAACAUGUUAACCUGCUGUAGUGGUACCUUAUCACAAAGGAGCGGCUGAAGGUUUCUUCUUCUAUUAAUGAAAUCAGAGCAUUGUUCUAACUAUUCAACACGGAGACAGGAUACGUCAGCAUCUGUACUUUCCACACAUCUCAUAAAGUUAUAGAAUUACAAUGAAGUCAUUGAUCUAGGAUAUCAAUAAAUUAAAAAAAUGUUUGUGGGUGGAACUGAUGGAUGAGGGGUGGGGGGGACACAUCAAUGAAUCCUCUUUAUGAUUCUUUCCAAAAUGCAUUUCAGCUGUGCGUGGAUUCACUUCUGCCUUCAAACACAUCUAAGACAGAGUAUGUAGACAACAGGGACUAAACAAACGAAACAACAUAAUUGCAACCAGACAGUAGUGACGAGUUGGUGGUUUGAAAUUUUGGGGGUCACUGCACCCUGGCUAAUGUUUACUUCUGCAGCGAACUUGAGAAUAUGAUGGGAAGUUUCCUCUGCUCUCAUCUUCUCCCAGAGAGUCCUGCAAAAUCCUAAAAAUACAUCAUGUCGGCAGAUAGCCAGUCCACAUAGGGUGUAUUUGUAUAGUUUUAGAUGUGUGACCCUCACUGAUGGAAAUGAGACUUAACUUCCUAAGUAGAGGAACUGUUUUUUUUUAAAUUACAGACAAGUUGCUGUUGAUAAACAUUGUGCACAAGUGACAUGGCGAGGUACUUUUUUAAUUGUGUUUUUUUUUUCUGUAACACUCAAACUGAAAUGAAUGCAUGUAGUUUAAAAAGCUGUGAUAUAAAAUAUCUAACUUUCUUCUUCCUGUCAUGUUUCUUCUACACAGAACAGAACUAGAAACCGAGACAGAAUCAUUCAAAACUUUUAUUCAACAGUUAUUAAGCGAUAGUUAAUGAAUAACAUGUGUGUGUGUGUGUGUGUGUGUGUGUGCGAGCGCGAGUCUGUUAUCUGGGAAUAAAGACUGAAAACAUAAGGAAUCAACUAGCUGGCUUCACUUCUCACUCUUUGUGUACAUUAUGUCUCAUUUGGUUAAUCUGUCUCGCAGUUGUGUAACAGUUAGCUUUGCUUUAGAGUCUGUUCUGUGUGCUUCGAUAGUGCCGUAAUCCAGACUUCAAUCCUUGUUAUUAUCUUCUGUUUGAGAGGUUUCCUUUGAUGCUGCUAUGCUGCUGAUCCCCAGCUGACACACACCCAGCACGCAGCCUGGCACGUAGAUUCUUGGUCCCAGCAGCUCAGUGGGAAAAACUAAGAGAUGGACAAUGACAAGGAAUCAUGCUGAAUCACAGCUGUUCUGAUCAGGAUGCCAGUUAUAAAUUUAAUCAAAGAUCCAAAUAAACAUUCAAACACAGCACUUAGCAAUAGUCACUUACAGACUUCAUAAAGGAAGUGCUUUGUGGUUAUUUGGAGCUCGCAUUAGCAGGAUAAAUGAAUUAUGCAAACCGCUUUGAUAACCUUUAAAACUGCACCAUACAGGGGGUGAAAACCACAUAGCGAUGCAGGUGUAACUCUCUUGGCUGUGUUUAACCAGAAUAGUGUUGCAAUAUUGUUGCUAAUAUGCUGCGCUUUUACUUUAAUGAGGUUUAUAAUGCAGUGUUUUUACUAUAAUAAUGAAGCUAAUCCCAAAAAUAUAACAACUAAAGACGGUGAGGGAUUUAUUUGGCUUUGGUUUGCUGUUAGAACCAGUUUGGAAAAGCCCAAAAUAAAGGCCUGCUGUGCGUGUUAAGACCUGGAAUUCUUCUUUGUAUGUCACGCGCUCCUCGUUGUGGACAGCAUCCAUUCAUUUAGUAGUGCUAAAAAAUAUCCAAAAUAUAGGACGAGAAAGUAGGUCUACGAUUUACAGAAUUAUAAUAUGGUAGCUCAAAAGACAGGCUUAAUGUAAGUAAUGUAUUCUUUCGUUUAUGGUUGCGUCUUCAGAACGUUUAAAGUUUUUGGAAACAAACGAAUUUAAAUGUAAAAAAUGCAUAUUUUACUUUCACUCUCCUGUCACUGUUGUGCAAUAAAGGUGAUGAGCUGGAUCAAAAUGACCUCAGUUAAAAAAGGUCGACUUUACCUUGUGCGAAAGUGAUAAAAACACACAGUCACUUCCAGUGAUGUUCGUCUAAUAAAUAUAGUCAACACAAAAGCAACAGUUGUCCGCUGAACAGACUUUAUUGGCAUUGCAGUAAAGUGAGGAAAUCACCUGUCAGCUGCUGUGGGUGGAAACAGUGUGCUAAUCAUAACCUCCUGUUUUUAUUUUACUGCUGUAUAGAUUCAUAACUAUA
Haplochromis burtoni (Burton's mouthbrooder) is the source of this 7876-nucleotide messenger RNA. It is a transcript of the gene ptgir, whose product is annotated as prostaglandin I2 receptor. NCBI's taxonomy places the organism in Eukaryota, Metazoa, Chordata, Actinopteri, Cichliformes, Cichlidae. Gene Ontology annotation, molecular function: prostacyclin receptor activity; thromboxane receptor activity. Bases 620 to 1546 code for a protein of 308 amino acids. The record is from RefSeq and is a predicted model, not a curated record. The transcript has 3 exons. Gene Ontology annotation, cellular component: plasma membrane. Gene Ontology annotation, biological process: positive regulation of cytosolic calcium ion concentration; negative regulation of smooth muscle cell proliferation; adenylate cyclase-activating G protein-coupled receptor signaling pathway.